Mus caroli (Ryukyu mouse) is the source of this 2037-nucleotide messenger RNA. NCBI's taxonomy places the organism in Eukaryota, Metazoa, Chordata, Mammalia, Rodentia, Muridae. The record is from RefSeq and is a predicted model, not a curated record.
CCUCCCACAGAACCUUGGGACAUGCCUGUGCUUUUACUACUUCAGUUUUUCCUGAGCUCUCAGCCAGAAAGAAGGCCCUAGCCUGACACUCUGCUGCGACUAUGGUAAAAUGUCGGCUCCAGGACCUUACCAAGCAGCUGCGGGCCCUUCAAUAGUGCCCACCGCACCCCCAACCUAUGAAGAAACAGUGGGUGUCAACAGUUACUACCCAACGCCCCCAGCACCUAUGCCGGGACCAGCCACAGGGCUCAUUACAGGCCCAGAUGGGAAGGGAAUGAAUCCACCUUCGUACUACACCCAGCCUGUGCCUGUCCCCAAUGCCAACGCAAUUGCCGUGCAGACCGUUUAUGUGCAGCAGCCUGUCUCCUUCUAUGAUCGCCCUGUCCAGAUGUGCUGUCCUUCCUGCAGCAAGAUGAUCGUGACCCAGCUGUCCUACAAUGCUGGAGCCCUCACCUGGCUCUCCUGUGGCAGUCUGUGUCUGCUGGGAUGCGUUGCUGGCUGCUGCUUCAUCCCGUUCUGCGUAGACGCCCUACAGGAUGUGGACCACUACUGCCCCAACUGCAAAGCGCUCCUGGGCACCUACAAGCGCUUGUAGGACUUGGCCAGUCCGCCACUGUGGAGGUAGUAGACAAUUGCUACCAGAAGUCACCUGACCCUUGCCCAGCCCAGCCAGAAGAGCUUGAUGUCAUCUCUUCGUGGGCUCCAUCUUCAUGUCUUUUAGGGGGUGGGAAAGGUAGGAAGAGUAACAAGCCUCCAAGCCCAGAAACUGCUGCUGGAGUUGUGCCCUGCACAUGCGAAGACGUGGACCUUGGGUGUUGUCUCAAGGGUUUCCUGCCUGCUCAUGUUACCCCACUAACUGUGAUUGUUACCCCAUUUGCAUCUCCUCUGCUGAUUUGCCAUUGGUGCCAGUCUCAAGCCCCGAAGCCACGGUUUGCCUUAUUUUUCACUGUUUGGCUUGAUCUAGUCCCAUCCCUAACGACAGAGACCCUGCCUUAAAGACUGCUUCUGUAAUUACAGACUUCUUGGGCCUCAGGAUCACUUUAAUUUCAUAGAGUUGGGGUUUUUGUUUUGUUUUGUUUUGUUUUCCCCCAAAUGCACAGAAGGGCUGCUCACACCCACCAGACACAUACAGAUAAGGUCACAAGUACUAAAUAAAAGGCUCACAUUCCUUCCUGUCUCAGCUCCUGGCCUAUGAAGGGUCUCCUUCCUCAUACAGUUUCUGGGAACUCCGUUUGUUCAUAAACACAGAUGAAAUUUACUUGGCAGGGAGACAUUUCUAGAAUAACUUUUGUAAUAACGAUACACCCUUCAUUUCUCCAUUUGCUGGUGUGUUUUUAGUUGGUUCUGUUUUAGUUUUUCACAUUCAGUCCAGCUUGUUGGCCAGGCCAGCCUCGAACUCCGAAGGGAUCCUCUCAGUCUUUGCCUCUCAGACACCCAGGGCCCUAGCCAUGUGCCUCUGCAUCCACUGGGCUUUUUGUUCUGUUUUUCUUUGACAGAAAAACGAACAGGUAAUUUCAUUGACUGCCUAUGUAGGUUUGGUGUAGUUUUGAAAGCCUGGUCUCUGUGGGGCCUCUUUGAGGGAGUUGGGGGACCCUUAUUUGAGCCCAUGCUUCAGUGCCGAGAGAUUGUUAGUGGAACUCCCUGAAGCAUGAUUUCAGUUUUUAGAGAUGACCUUAUGUGGUACGGUCAUCAUGGUCUCCAACAUCACCAGACCAGGUAGAAGGAUGUCAAAGACAAAUUCAGGGCUCUUUCUAGGGUGACCACUCUGCCAUGUAUAAUAUUGUCACAGUCUGGCCAGCUUUCCAGGAGGCCCUGGCUCCAUCCUAAGCCUACACAGGAUCUGCUGCAAAUAACAGUGUAUGGAGUCAACCUGACCCAGGACAGAAGUCUGCAUGCUGGUUAAGAUGCAGCCUAGCCAUUGCCUGAGCUGUUCAUACAAUGAUCCAGAAGUGCUAGCCAUUAUUUUUGCAGUGAAUUAUGGAUACCAUACAUGACUUUGAUAUCUGCUUUUAAACAAAUAAAAUCUUUGAUCACUCA